GGGAGGGUUAGUCUAUCGGAAUGCCGUUGAGAAGAAGAAGAAAAAAAAAAGGAGGAGAAGAAGAAGGAGGAGGAGAGCGGUUAGAAAAAAUAAUAAAAUCAGAGGGAAAAAUCGAAGUGGGGUCCUGAAAUGUGGUCGUGAAACUGCAGCCCGUGGCUCUGCAGACCCUCGCUCAGACUGAGUCCUCCUGCAGGACAUGGAGUUUCCUUACUGGAUCAUAAUCCUGCUCUUCACAGCCUCCGUGGUUUUUGUCUUUUCCCCGUGGAGGAAACUGGUCUACAGACUGAUGGCCCGGUCCGAGAAACCGCUGUUCAGGAUUGCGUAAGUUCAUCAUCUCUCUGUUCUCUGUCUUUUAUGACUGAUUUACUGAUUUAGAGUCAGGACGAAAGGCUGAACUUUGUUGACAUUAUCAGAGUUAUAUGACCAAAGCUCUUCAUGGAGAUACUUUAACUGUUAAUCUGGUGGAUUUUAAAGAUGAAAUGAACCCGACCUGACAGACGGGGUUUGGAUCUCUCACCUCUGCAGGUACACGCUGUACACCAGGACCAGACUGGGCUACAUGUACUAUAAGAGACAGAUGAAGAGGGCCCGAGAACAUUACCCGUCCGGACACUCCUCCUCUCAGCCGAUGGAGUUUAACGGUAACAGCUGUCAGCACAGAAGUGUCCUCUUUGUGGGGAUUCACAGUAUGGUCACCCUGAUCUGACUGAAAACCGACCGAAGUAAAUGAAGCUCAAUUAGUUUGUUGUUUGAUUAUUUUUGGCAUAAAUCUUUUUCUGUGAUCAGAGACUCAAUAACAUUUUGAGUUAACAGUGAAAACCUGAAGUCUACCUUUUUUUUUAAUUCAAAGAAAGGCAUUGAUAAGGGAAUCAUUAAAGAAUUGAAUCGAUAAUGACAUCGAUAUUGAUAAAAAAACUAUCAAUUCCCAUCCCUACAGUUUAUCUUCACAUGAACUCUGCUCACGCUGUGUUUAAGAGAUUCAUGGUUUUGUAAGUUAGAGUGACCAUGGUGUCGUCUUUUUAAUAAUAAUAAUAAUAAUAAUAUCUUACAUUUAUAUAGCGCCUUUCAGGAUACCCAAAGCGCUUAACAACACACUACAAAAAAAAAAACUAACUAAAUACCAAAAGCCUGAAUAAACAAGUGUCGCUUCAGAGCGGACUUGAAAGAGUCAAGAGUCUGUGCUUGGCGAAUCUCAGAGGGGAGAGAGUUCCAGAGAGGAGGGGCGGCCACACUGAAGGCUCUGUCACCGAGGGAUCGCCUUUUCCCAUAGCGGACAGUGAGGAGCCCAAGGUCCGCAGACCGCAGAGUACGUGCCGGGAUGUAGUCCUUGAGGAGGUCAGACAGAUAGUAUGGGGCUAGGGCAUGGAGAGCUUUGUAGGUGAGCAGGAGGAGUUUGUAGAUGAUGCGAUAUUUGAUGGGAAGCCAGUGGAGGCGUUUGAGGGUGGGGGUGAUGUGCUGCCAAGGUUUGGUCCGGGUGAGCACUCUGGCAGCUGAAUUUUAAGAAGCACAUUAGAGGAAAGUGUUUGAUAUGAAGAACUGAAGUAUUCAGCGAGUUGUGUUCUUGUAGUAUGAGUGUUUAUUUGUGUGUUCACAGGUUUGAAGAUCAUUCCCGUCUCGGUCCUGUCUGACAACUACAGCUAUCUCGUCAUCGACACAGCCUCAAGUGUUGCUGUUGUUGUCGACCCUGCAGACCCACAAAAAGUCCAGGUAGAUUCCUCUCCUUAUUCUAUUCUGAACUAACAUACUGAUCAGGAGAUUCUGCACGUGUAUUCCCAGCAUCUCACAAGUCUGUCCAGCCGUAUGAAUCAUCUCUCAGUGGCAGACCACAUCUUACAGUAUCUCCUCAGAGACGAGAUUGAGUAAUGGCUGACAUUUGUGAUGGAUUGUGAACUUUCCAAGCUCAGGACCUGCUGUGAGACAUGAAUAUGCAGCAGAGAAACUUGGUUCACUCAUUUAUGUUGUGGUAACAGUAACAGCAGCCGUCACAGGGUCCCUAAAUAUUAUAUUACUGAUAAACAUCAGACCUAGUACUGAGCGGUGAUUUGUUGGCUUUGGGACUAAACUCUAUUAACAAAACCACACACUUACUCGUCCUGCUGAUGCACAUCUUCACUAUCUCCUCCUCUGCAGGCUGUCCUCGAGGAUGAGAAAGUGAGGUUAGAAGCUAUUCUUUGUACACACAAGCAUUGGUAAGUUUGAUUUUAUUUUUAUUUGUAGGUCUUCAUGUACAAAAACAAAAGAGUUUUCACCUUUGUCGUUUGUUGGAGCACCAUAGCAGUAAGUCUUUUUCCGUUUGUAGGGAUCACAGUGGAGGAAACAAGGAGCUGAGGAGGCUUCACAGCUCAUGUAGAGUCUAUGGAAACGCAGCUGAUAACAUUCCUGGCCUCACACAGUAAGUUCCUCUUUGUCUCUGUCAGACUGUCCUGCUCCAUAUGUCCGCACACCAAGGAUGUUUUAAAGGUUAAGUGUCAUGUUCAGAUGAGAUAGACAGUGAGAGGAGACACACACACGUUAUUGGGAUGUGAUUUCAUGUGGGAAAGAAAGUCAUGAAUAAAAACCUUUGUUAGAUAUUGUUUGGCAGCUGCAGGUUCAGACUUGAGGACACAGCGCUUCUUCAGCCUGAUCAGUCAACACUGGAAACGUUUCUUCAGAAUUUAAAGUCUGCUCUGAUUGUAUUUCACUGUCAUUCAAGUCUCUAACAUGAUUCUUUAUUAUCAUUAUAUUUAUUUAUGUCUGUCCAGCCCUCUCUCACAUAAGGACUCCAUAACAGUCGGCCGUAUGAACUUCAGAGCUCUCUUCACUCCUGGACACACUGUAGGUCACAUGAUCUACCUCCUGGAUGGUCAGACAGUCGGUGCGCCUGCCAGCCUCUUCUCUGGUGACCUGGUUUUCCUCUCAGGAUGUGGUGAGUCAAACAGAGAGGAAUCCUUUAUUACAACCAGUUUGUAUCAGUUCAAGGACGCGUGCAGGCGUGACACGAGUGCGUUUGUAGGAAGUCAUAAGGAGACAGAGCGUAGAGGAUACAUUUCCUAAUAUAUGAAAUCUGAUGCAUUAUCAUUGACAUGCACUGAUGUGGAUUCACACCUGUAGCUCAGUUUAUCCACUUCUCUGGUCGUCCAGAUCUGAUGUUACUGCUCUGUAUAUGCAGGUUAAUGUAGUGAGUGUAUCAGUGAUGUAGAUGGGAGACAUUUUCAGAGAUUUUGACUGAGUUUCACCUUCGGUCAAUAAUGUCCUUGGUUUCCUGACAGUUGUAAUCUCUGUUUUUGUUAGCUCUUUAUGGGCCUGUCUGAAAUUCAAGCGUUCAGAUAAUCAUCUUGUUCUAUGAAUAAUUCUGAAUAAAACCAGCUCGGUCUUUUUACAGGCAGGAUGUUUGAAGGAAAUCCCUCAACCAUGCUCUCAUCUCUGGACAUCGUCGCCUCCUUAAGUGACAACACUCUGCUCUGGCCCGGUAAGAAAAAUCUGAUCAGUUGUCAGAGAUUCAAUGUUUAACAAGGAUUUUAGUUCUGUUGUGAAGUUCAGGAGCGUUCGUAUCAAACUUCACAGAUUUUAUACUCUGAAGUGUUUUAUCGUUGAAAUCGUGCACUUUAGCUUCUCCUCGCUGUCCCUCAGGUCAUGAGUAUGCAGAGGACAACCUUCUGUUUGCAGCUGAGGUUGAGCCGUGCAACACUGUGAGGGAAAACAAAUACCAGUGGGUGCUGCAGCAGCGGAGCCAGAAGCUGUGCACGGUGAGAUUGAUGUACCACCAUUGUUAUGCCUCUCGUGCACGCUUUCUCAGCCAGAUGUCAUGUUUUCCAGCAACUGUGCAGGAAGGUCUAUCACCCUCCUGCAGUGUUUCGUAUGUUGUUAGCACCUGAUGUGAAAAUUUUGAUCUGCAGUCUGUACAGAGUGGAAAUAGUUUUUGACUUCAUGAACAAAUAGGACAUUUCUGCGCUGUGUGCACGCUCAUCACCUGAAGUUUUGUUUAGAUAUCUUGAUUUUCUCACACGAGCAUCAAGUUCCCAGUUCAGAUAAUAGUUACAGAAACAAAAACAGAAAGUGUUACCUUUGUGAAGCUGCUGAAUGAAACAUAAUGCAUCUAAAAAGAAAAAAAGAGUGUGCUCUUCUAUAAACUUGGAGCUUCUUAAUCUCAGUCAUCCGCAGUAAUAGAUGUCUGCUGCUCUUAAUAACACGGUUAAAGGUCAGCUAGGGUGACACAGAUUUUAAAGACAUCUCUUUCUCAAUUUUCAGAGUCCCUCAACUAUCGGAGAAGAGCGACAGUACAAUCCUUUUCUGCGCAGCCACUCCGCAGAGCUUCACCUCGCGUUAGGCCUCCAGCAAUUUCAGGAUGAAGACUGGACCCAGUUCAGGGCGCGAGUGCUGGAGGAACUGCGAAAACGAAAGGACUUAUAUAACAGAAGAUAGCAUUGGAAAUACUCGGUCAGAUAAAAAUGGACCCAAAUGUACAGAAUAGUGAAACAAAAGCUUUGAUUUUCAGUUUUAAAAUGUUCUUAAACGCUAAAUUUAGUCGUCAGUUUUGUGACCCUAAGAAGGCAUUAAGUUCUGUUGUACUUUAACUACCUUUUAAAGACAUUGUGGACCCCCUUCCCAACCCCAUCAUCACAAAAUAACACAAUACUUCUGAGUGAGAUUCUCUUAGCCCAGGGGUGACAGAACUUAUGGCUGAUGAGAGCCCUCACCUUAGAUACAGAGGAAUGAAGAGUAGGGGGUAAGAUGACCCUUCUAUGCAAAAUCUCAAGAGUUAAAAAGCUUCACGUUCAACCUGACUGAACUCACCUGGAACCUGUUCUGGUUUUACUGCGGAGGGUUUAGUUUUCUGUAGAUGAGGUUUCUCAGGUGAGCUGUUCAGGUCGAACAGAUUUCACUGUUUGGAUGUCUGAGAGGGGAAGUCAGUAAACACGUCUACCAUUCCAGCUUAGAGCCACAGGGACCACGAGGGAGACAUGGAGAUCUUUUGAAAUACUGUAAACAAAGAGAGAUGAUUUAGAGGAAUAAUAGUUUCCUGGCACUAACAAGUAGGUACAGACAGUCGGAUUUUUGAGGAUGACAACGUUGGUGAAUUAGCAUGUCGGGUACAGCUCCUGGAGUUCUUGAGAAAUCAGCAAUGCAAGCAUGACGGUAUAGAAGCCUCAGGUAUGCUAACUCUAUUCUGUCUGCUGGUUGGGCGAUUAUGGUGCUGCUGAAUAUUUAAUAAUGAUAUUUCGUUCUCAGUGAAGAUGGUACAAUAAACAAAUCCUGAACACUGUCCCUCUGCACUGGCUUACAUCAGUCCACACUGAGCCCAGUGUUAAGGAGGAUUUUAUGCUGUACUAAAGUUUUUAGUGUCUCACCAGCUGAACAUAAACAUCAGUAACAAACUAAACUGUCUCUAAAGAUAAAGAUAACACUGGAGAGGACGAGGAGUCGAGGGUUUUACCAACUAUGUCAAUGAGACAACUAUUAACAUUCAUCUGUGCACCUGCUAAACCUGCUAAACCAUGUGACUGUAUUAUAACAGGUAGUAACACCACUAGAUGUCAAUGUUGUACAGAUUAAUUAUAACCUCAUCGUAAUACUUCUGUUCAUUCUGGCUGUAAACUCAACACUCAAUAAAGAGAGGAGCUUUUUUUCAUGACUCUA
This is a messenger RNA of Xyrichtys novacula (pearly razorfish), 5616 nucleotides long. Lineage: Eukaryota; Metazoa; Chordata; Actinopteri; Labriformes; Labridae. The record is from the annotation of a GenBank genome assembly.